[Candida] anglica is the source of this 1914-nucleotide messenger RNA. The record is from the annotation of a GenBank genome assembly. NCBI's taxonomy places the organism in Eukaryota, Fungi, Ascomycota, Pichiomycetes, Serinales, Debaryomycetaceae.
AUGCAACAAGAGCUUAAUAUUAACAUUCCUCAUUACCCACCCUUUAAGCUAAGGUCCUCCUUGAUUGACAAGGAUCCAGUUAUAUGGGUUCACUUGUUGGAAUCAUAUAUCAAAUUGUUCAAGUUUUUGAAUAGCAAGGAAGAAGAUGCCAUUCGAACAUUAUCAAUCAAGUCUCAGAAACAAUUACAGUUGUUCUUAAAGGUAUUUUUGUUUGAAGUAUCAAGAGAAGAUACUCAGGUGUUCUCAUUGGGUGCAAUAAACCCUGACAUUAGAAGAAACAGUACCACUUUAAAGGCAUAUGUAUUUCAAUUCAUUAAGAAUUUCAGUCUUAUUAAACUAGGAUUAGCUGGUGAUUCUAUUUGGAAUUUUGUCUUAAUAUACGUAUCUGGAAACAUUACCACAGUGAGAGGGCUUGUGGAUGGAUCUAUGAAGUCCAAAUAUAAUGAUAAUAAGAAAUCCGGAAACAUUAGUUCCAUAGGGUUAGUCCAUAAGCAUUUGAAUGAAACCAUAAUUAAUGGGAAAUUCACCAAACAGGAUUUGGAAGCACUUAGUGCAUUAUUAGGACAGCAUGCAUCCUUUUCAGGUAGAUCACAGACUAUCAAUGUCACUGGGGGUGGACCAAAUACCAAGAAUCGAACAGUUAAUAAAAAGAACUCGAGUGCAUUACCAUUCGCCGAACUGUUUGUGAACUCGGCAUGGAUUGAAUUAUUAGAAAAGAUUCACGCUGAUGGCGAGGGAUUAUACGCUAAUACAUCGAAGGAUGUUUUGAUAACGUCUCUCAUUUCCUUAUCAGUGGCAAGAAUUGCUAAGUUAGCGAUGGAUUUGGGAAUCACGAAUGUAGAUGCAUUUAUUAUAUGUCCUCUUUUCAGUUCACUUAUAAUUUCCGAACCAUUUAAGGAAUUAUUCCCGGGAUUGGAGGAACGUUUGCCAUUUUUAAGAACCAUUACAUUUGGAGCAGUUGCUCAAGAAAACUCUAGUGGUAAGAAGGACAACGGUGAGCCACCAGUGUCCGAAGAACAUAUUACAUUCUUAAUGGAAUUGUUCCCCCUACUUACACAUGGAAAAUCGAAAGUUAUACUUCAAGAAAAUAAUGAUGAUUUAGAUCAUGUUACAAAUCUUUUAUUAGAGAACCCAGACCUAAUUGACUCUAUUCAAGAAGAAGAAUUUGAAGAAGAUUACGACGUUGAUGAUACCAGUUCUGCUCUAUUAAAUCAAUCAUUGGUUGAUAGAUUUGCAGAAUUUGAUAUUGCCAAUGCAGAAAUAUUGGACAAAAAGAAUUCUGAUGAGUCUACGAAUCAACCAGAAGAUUUGAAGAAAAAGACUCUUUCUGCAGCUUUAAGAUUGAUGUAUGAAAGUGAUGAAGAUGAGCCAGAUGAUUCAUAUAUCUACAAUGAACUGGAAGCUACAUCUAAAGAUUAUGAUGGGAAUAAUGAAGAAGAAAAGGAAGAACAAAGGACGAGACAAACUGUACGUGCUGUUGUGCCGCUGCAAGAGAGAUACCUAUUUGCUGAAUAUAAAACCAAAGGUCCAUCAGCAUUCACUAAACAACAACGUGGAACUCCUGUACGUCUACAGUUUAAAAAGACAACUAGUUGGACCGAUGAACAAAUUGAAGGUUGGUUCCGCAUGAUGAGUAAGGUGCCUAGAAGAUUUAAAAUUUUAGAAGAAGAUUUCUUGAUGGGAGGAAAUCCAAAUAGACCCCAGAAGCAAACGAAUAGCGAUAGUGAUGAUGUUAGGCUGACUUCAGGAUCACCAGUACCAUCCAGUGGUAGCUCAAGCGCACCACAAUCCAAAGAACAAGAAAAGAGAAAAAAUGCUCGAAAUGAGAAAAAUAAAGCUAGAACUGGUAAUCAUAAUAGAAAAGCGAAGCUGACAAAGAAGACAGGACUUCAAGCCAAUGGAUUAGCGAAUUAA